AUGGGUGAGGAAGUGAAGAUCGACGACGACUGCGUCUCCGAGUGGGAGGCCGGCCUCCCGUCCUCCGACGACCUGACGCCCCUGUCCCAGUCGCUGAUCCCCACCGAGCUGGCGUCGGCGUUCAGGAUCUCACCGCAGCCCUCCCGGACGGCGUUUGAUGUCAGCCGCGCCUCCGAGAGCACCGUCUCCUCCCUCCGGGCCGCCCGCUGCUCCAAUUUCAAGCCGUUUGGAGGCGGCGGCGGCGCGGCGGACGAGGCGGAGAUGGAGGAAGGGUCCGAUCCGAAGAGGAGCCGGAGAACGUCGGAACGCGCCGGCGAAGACCCAGAUGGCUUUGCCGACGACCAGUCAACGUCGGCGAAGACGCUGAAGAGGCCUCGGCUGGUGUGGACGCCGCAGCUGCACAAGCGUUUCGUGGAUGUGGUGGCCCACCUGGGCCUCAACAAGGCGGUGCCGAAGACGAUUAUGCAGCUGAUGAAUGUCGAGGGUUUGACCAGGGAGAAUGUGGCCAGCCAUCUGCAGAAGUAUAGGCUCUAUGUGAAGAGGAUGCAGGGUUUGUCCACCGAGGGCCCCUCGCCCUCCGAUCAGUUGUUUGCCUCGACGCCUGUGCCGCCACAGAGCUUCAAUGAGUCGUCUUGCGGUGGGACUAGCCAUGGGAAUGGGGUUGUUAGUGGGAGCCAUGGUAAUAGUAAUGGAGGUAGUGGGAAUAAUCAUGUCGGGAUGCCGAUGGUCCCAAUGCCUUAUCCUCCGCCGCCACAUAUUAUGCCCAUGCAUAUGAUGCCCAUGGCUGCACAUGGACAUGGGUUCCAUGGAUAUGAAUCAGCCCACUCACAUAAUAAUCAUUACCAGCAGCAGUAUAAUAACAUGGUGCAGCAGCAAAGGGAUUGGUCUGGGAAUAAGUAUAAUGGAUAUCCGCAUCAUGUGACUCAUGACAAUAACAAAUGUUAG
Striga hermonthica is the source of this 945-nucleotide messenger RNA. The record is from the annotation of a GenBank genome assembly. Lineage: Eukaryota; Viridiplantae; Streptophyta; Magnoliopsida; Lamiales; Orobanchaceae.